GUAGUAGCAGUAAAAAGGAAACCCCCAAAACUAAAAAAAUAAAGUAUUUUUUUUUUCACUUAAACUUGCAGGUUGUAACAUCUGACACCUCAUUUCAUCUUCAAGGAUUCAGGAACUUUUCUUUCUGAAUGAAGAAUGGAACUAUGCAAGAAUGACCAACCUGAUGACCAAUCGUCUGAUGUAGUAUAGAAAGUAAACCCCCCAAAACUACCAUAGAAAAAAAACCUGUUGCUUCAAACAGGUUUUAGGCUACUUGCUAAUUCUAUUCCAAACUCCUCGAAGGAAAAAAAAGAGUUCAAAUGUUGAUUUUUGCCCCGCCCACUUUUGCACGACGCACCUCCCAGUGUUACUCUCUGCCCGACUUUCAGACUGACUGCGUUCGAACAGUGCAACCAAAUCACAUUAGGUGACCGGUCAUCAUGAAAUCGGCGGUGUCUUUGUGUUGUCUGUUGGCCGUUUCCGUAGUCAUCACGUGGGCCUACCCGACGACCGAAGGAGAAAACCGGAAUUACCGGAUGGAUGUUAACUCCACGGUUGAGGAAGACUACGGAUGGUACGCUCCCGUCGCCAUGUUAUUCACACCGUUAUCAAAAGAAUCAGCCAAAGGCAGGUGGAAUGCCAUCCGGCCAAGGGUACCCUUCAGCUGGCAGAACGCCAAUCCGUGGCAUGGCCAUCCAGAAAGAAAUCGUCCGUCCGACUCCAACGACAGCCAACUGUCUCGAAUAAUCGAUUCGAUUAUGGAAACCGGAGCCGUUUACCUGCCCAAGAAAUCCGUCAGCAGUCUUGAAACCAACAGCCAGUUUAUGUCGACAGGUGGAAUUGCUGAACCUAGAAAUCCGCAAUUCGGCAUCAAUAUGGGUGCAUUCAACAUUAAAAAGAAACAGGCCUUCCCUUGGUCGAAUGUAGCUGGAACUCCUGGAAUACCUGGUACUGAUGGGGUAAAUGGAGUUGAUGGUAAACACGGAAAGGAUGGCAAAGAUGGAGCAGUAGGGCCUGUUGGGCCGCCAGGAACUAAAGGAGAAACGGGUUCGACUGGAAAAGACGGUUGUGAUGGACUUCCCGGGCCGCCUGGAAUGAUAGGACCUAUCGGACCACCGGGAUUGCAAGGCAUUCAAGGAUUAACCGGGCCGCUAGGAUCUGCAGGAGUACCCGGAGAAAUAGGGGAAGCGGGGAAAGACGGACGAGAUGGAUCGGACGGAAUCAACGGCAAAGAUGGGACUAACGGAGUACCUGGUCCUGCAGGACCUAUUGGAUCUAGCGGGAAAGAUGCCAAGGACGGUAAAAACGGCCAAGCGGGCAAAGGAGGUCCUCCAGGUCUGAUUGGUGUUGACGGGAAAGACGGAACAGAUGGCGUCGAUGGCAAAGAUGGAAGCGAUGGACAACAAGGAUUGGUUGGUCCCCGAGGUACUCCAGGGCAAAAUGGAAAAGAUGGGGCUUCCGGACAAUAUGGGCAGCCUGGCCAGUACGGAACAGACGGCAAAGACGGGCAAAGUGGCACUCCUGGUCCUGUUGGUCCCGCAGGAACGCCCGGAAGUGACGGCACUGGGGGUCAAGCAGGAACAGGUGGUCCUCCUGGUAUUCCUGGACUGGUUGGAAUUCCAGGUCUUCAUGGCACAGCAGGAUUGCCUGGAAUACCGGGAGAGCCGGGCGAACCAGGCCCUGCUGGGCCGGCGGGCGGAGCAGGGGCGGCUGGGGCCGCUGGAACAGCAGGUGCAGCAGGGACUGCGGGAAGUCCAGGAUCAGACGGAGCCCAAGGUGCACAAGGAGGCUAAAUUUGAUUUAAGUUAACAAUAUCUUUUUCAAUCACGUAAUUAAAUUAUUUGACAAUAACUUCCAUCUAUUAAUAAUUCAAUAACUCGUGAUGGCC
This is a messenger RNA of Daphnia pulicaria, 1867 nucleotides long. Its product is annotated as collagen alpha-2(I) chain-like. Lineage: Eukaryota; Metazoa; Arthropoda; Branchiopoda; Diplostraca; Daphniidae. The transcript is spliced from 11 exons. The record is from RefSeq and is a predicted model, not a curated record. The coding region runs from base 420 to 1772 and encodes 450 amino acids.